AUGGUGUUUCCUAAAAGGUCCACAGUUAGAAGGAAAGUCAAAGAGCGAUUUGAAGAGCUCCAAUUGAAUCUCAAGGAACGACUUCAACAAUUAUCAUCUAAAAUGUCGUAUACCAUUGAUAGGCGGACGUCAAUUGCUGGUUACUACGGGGUUACUAUGCAUGAUAUAGACAACGAAUGGAAGUAUCGAUCUGUAGUUCUUGAUUCUAUACCAUCACACGGUCGACAUACUGGGGAAGAUAUUGCAAUGAUUUUCCACGAAUGUUUAUUGGAAUAUGAGAUAAUUAAUAAAAUACAAGACAAUCAACAUUUCCGGUGCUUUGCUCACAUUUUAAACCUUGGUGUACAAGAUUUAUUAAGGACCUUAGCAUUACACUGUGAGACUGACACUAACGCGCAAGAUCAGCAGUAUGAAGACUAUGCAGACAAAACUGAAGAAGAUGAAGAAUAUGCACCAAAUAUUGCUGACUCGCGUACAUCUGUAACAAAGUUACGCAAAAGCCUGCGCAAGUUCAAUGAACCUUAUGAAGAAUACUACAGUCUACACUCACUGAACAAAUCUCUGGAAUUACCAAGAAAAGAAAAUAAGGUAUGUGAUAAAGAUGAAGACGUAAUAGACUUUGAUAAGCUGUAUGAAUGUCCCUCGACGUCAUCUGGAUCUUGUCUUCAAGGCAUAGUGAUAGACGAGUUGGAGGAGUACCUGAGAAAACCAAGAGCUGCCAGCUCGGAAGACAUUUUAGAUUGGUGGAGAACGCAUGAGACAGAGUAUCCGACUUUAUCGAAGAUGGCCCGUGAUUUUCUCUCAAUACUUGCAACUUCAGUACCUGCUGAGAGAUUACUUUCUAAAGCAUCAUUAGUAAUUAGAAAACAUAGAAAUAGGUUAAGUGAUGAGUCAGCCAGAUGGUUACUUUGUAUUAAUUCUUGGUCAAAAGAAUUGAUAUAA
Diatraea saccharalis (sugarcane borer) is the source of this 942-nucleotide messenger RNA. Lineage: Eukaryota; Metazoa; Arthropoda; Insecta; Lepidoptera; Crambidae. The record is from the annotation of a GenBank genome assembly.